Tricharina praecox is the source of this 306-nucleotide messenger RNA. RefSeq lists its product as uncharacterized. NCBI's taxonomy places the organism in Eukaryota, Fungi, Ascomycota, Pezizomycetes, Pezizales, Pyronemataceae. The record is from RefSeq and is a predicted model, not a curated record. Bases 1 to 306 code for a protein of 101 amino acids. The transcript is spliced from 2 exons.
AUGGCUGCUGUGUCUCCGCUGCUGCUGCUGCUGUCGCCGCCACACAGUGACGUCUCCGGUGUCGAUCCCAUCGAUCAGGACGAGUUCGUUUUCUGGAGAUACCGAAAGAGCCCCGAGGGAGAAGUUGCAGUUGGGCCGCGCCUUGAUUUGGGACAAGCGCGUGAGCCGCUCGGAUCCGAUGCAGAUGAAACUAGCGGCGCGACGCAAUCGGCCGCUUGUCUCAGUAUCACUGGAUCGGAGUCGUGUAGGGUACCCAUAGCCCAGCCAUGGUCGAGGCAGAGUGCGCGGCUGAGAGCGGGUGACUGA